This is a messenger RNA of Priapulus caudatus, 685 nucleotides long. RefSeq names its product 7,8-dihydro-8-oxoguanine triphosphatase-like. Gene Ontology annotation, biological process: DNA protection. Lineage: Eukaryota; Metazoa; Priapulida; Priapulimorpha; Priapulimorphida; Priapulidae. Gene Ontology annotation, molecular function: 8-oxo-7,8-dihydroguanosine triphosphate pyrophosphatase activity. The record is from RefSeq and is a predicted model, not a curated record.
UGUUUGUUUGUGAGAAGGAAUAACAUUUUCAAAUGGUGGUUUUUGCAGGCUCAUAUUUGAAAGCGACCGUGGAAAUGUUGAAGGAGAAACUUUACACCCUUGUAUUCGUGCAGUCUGCUCAGCGGAUUCUCCUCGGCAUGAAGAAGAGAGGAUUUGGUAAAGGAAGGUGGAAUGGAUUUGGUGUAAAUAAUGCAGAUGAAAACAUUGUGGAUGCUGCUAAAAGUCGCGGCGUGAUGAAUGUGCACGUUUUCCAUACAAAACAUUAUGAAGGGGAUCCGGAGGAGACAGAAGAAAUGCGACCAAAAUGGUAUGACAUUGCAAACAUACCGUUCAGCGACAUGUGGCCAGAUGAUCAUCUAUGGUUCCCAAUAAUGCUGAAUGGAGCAAAGUUCGAAGGCUAUUUUAAAUUCCAAGGAAUGGACAAUAUUUUAGAACACACAUUGAAGAAAGUGGAUACAUUAAAUCCAGUAUUGUAAUUUAUUAUGUAUCUGUAUGUAUUAAUGUAAGCUAGGAUUGAAUAGCUGUUGAGUGAAAUAGAUGAUUUAUUUUAAUUACGUAUGGGAGCCACCAUACCGAUUUAUUAUUAUUGACUAUAUUUGUGUGCAGACGCCGGUUACAGUAACAAUACAACAAACACUUGGAAAAAGCAGAUCUUAGUUAGUGCUGCAGCGCAAUAGCGUACAGC